Messenger RNA from Seminavis robusta, 959 nucleotides. NCBI's taxonomy places the organism in Eukaryota, Bacillariophyta, Bacillariophyceae, Naviculales, Naviculaceae. The record is from the annotation of a GenBank genome assembly.
AGCAUGGCGAGCCGCCCUUUGUGUUGAAGCUGAUUUGGCGUUCGCUUUGUGAAUGCCCCAAGUUCUCAUUCUCGUCACAAAGAAGCCCAAAGCGACGGAGCAACUGUCUCGUAGCCGCCACAAUUCAAGCAACCCACCAUCAAUCAUCAAAACUCAAACCCAACCUGAUACCUGAUUCCCCCCUCAACCCUCUGCAUAGAACUGCAACAAAAAGGCACCAUGAGCGAGCACCUUGAAAUGGAAUACGAAACUAUUCAAAAUGUUAUCGAUAGUUGGGAGCUAUUGAGAAGAAUCCCCAACUACGAUGUCGAGGCAGGUACACUACUCUUCACGCAUCUCUUUGAGAAAUGCCCGCCUGCAAUGGUUCUGUUUGGUUUCCCGAAAGAUAUGGAUCCUACCUGUGAAAAGCUGAAGAAGAGCAAGCGGUUUGUUUCGCACGCCAAGAACAUGGUUGCCAUGUUAGACCGGGCCCUAGCAAUGCUUGGGCCAGACGCGGAACUGCUGGAGGAGAUGCUUCUGGAUUUGGGAAAGAAGCACGUUACUAUUGGAGUUCCUGUAAACGCAUACCCCAUUAUGGGUGACGCGUUGUUGCAGACGCUUCGGGAGUUGCUGGGCGACAAAUUCAACCAACAAGCUGAACACUCCUGGCUUGAGGUGUACCGUGCGUUUUCCUUUGAAAUGAUCUCGGUGAUGCGCAAAACUGUAUGAGAAGGUUCGCUCACGCACACGCACAGCGCACCCCCAGCAACAACAACCCCUAUAGACAUACACAUGCAUGGCAAUCACAUUCCGUAAAUCUACGGUACAUCUGAGUACAUUCUAACCUGGGUCCAUUCAAAAGCUUGAAAACAGUGUAGAAAAAACAGUAUUCCCUAGCUAUAAGAGCAACCAGGAGUUUGCCGUUUCAGAAAGCCAGGCUUAGUCGCUGAUUGAAUUCUUCACUGAUUGUGCUUCCCCUU